This is a messenger RNA of Aspergillus nomiae NRRL 13137, 969 nucleotides long. RefSeq lists its product as uncharacterized. NCBI's taxonomy places the organism in Eukaryota, Fungi, Ascomycota, Eurotiomycetes, Eurotiales, Aspergillaceae. The coding region runs from base 1 to 969 and encodes 322 amino acids. The record is from RefSeq and is a predicted model, not a curated record. The transcript has a single exon.
AUGCCGUAUACACAAAUGGGAUCUCAGUCGAGUUGGAUGAAAGAAUCACAAAUUGCACCUAUUGUUCAGGAAAGCAUCGUUGCAAAUGAGCGGAUCAGGGAAGCGAGACACGCACUCAAGCAUCAGGUACCCGACUACUAUAAAUUAGUAAAGCGCAUACCAACCUUAACCACUAUUGAGAAACCAACAAAAACCGUCAAGGUGCCUUCGACAAGAAUCGAGUUCCUCAAACGUUCAGUAGAAGAAUCUCCCAGGCCAACGACAACCCACAACAACUUAGUCCCACACUGGAGCUAUGAAAAAAACUCCCUCGCGGUAGCAUGCGUCUUCAGUGCCAUCACCGUGCUAGGUAUCAUCUUCCUCGGCGUCGUCUCCGUCCGAAAGAUCCGGAGAAGCUGGAAGCGCCACAAGCGCGAAAAGCAAGACUACGCCGCUUUCAAGCAUCGAAUCGACUUAAACAGAAGCAACGGAGAUUCGAAUGCCUGUUUGAUACCCGAACACAAGUCGAGUCGCGAAUCGAUGAUGUAUAGCCGUGAUAGCUCACCGUCGGGAGGUUACGUCGUCGAGCAAACAGGGGGAUCGGUUACCCGAGUGUUUCGCGAAGGCAGUAAUGUUUCGAGCCAGACGUUUGAUUCUAUCGGUGCUUCGCCGGAAAAAAGGAGUCCUCCACGCGAGAAUAAGCGGGCUCCAGGAGGCCGGGCGGAUUCGCGUACGCCCUCGGGGAAAGGACGUGCUGGUUCGAUUCCGAGACCGAUUGUCGUGGUGCCAUCUCCACUAAGACACGUUUCCUCGCAGAAAGCCACACCUGUGAUGCAGCCGACUGGCCCCAGCACACCUGAUUCUGAGCAGUCCCCCGUGUCCCUGGCUUCUCCGCAGGAUACCGAACUGGUGGGUAGAACUUCCAGUCGCAACUCAUUGUUUCGGUUGCCUUCUAUCAAGAAAUCUAUAUCUCCUUUGUUCAGUCUUUGA